Messenger RNA from Parastagonospora nodorum SN15, 1614 nucleotides. RefSeq lists its product as hypothetical. The record is from RefSeq and is a predicted model, not a curated record. The coding region runs from base 1 to 1614 and encodes 537 amino acids. Gene Ontology annotation, molecular function: DNA binding; DNA-binding transcription factor activity. Gene Ontology annotation, biological process: positive regulation of transcription by RNA polymerase II; meiotic cell cycle. NCBI's taxonomy places the organism in Eukaryota, Fungi, Ascomycota, Dothideomycetes, Pleosporales, Phaeosphaeriaceae. The transcript is spliced from 2 exons. Gene Ontology annotation, cellular component: nuclear chromosome.
AUGGACGGCUUCGAGAUCAACACCAUGUCCUGGAACAACGUGUACCGGGACGGCGCUGUUGACGUGGCCGUGCAGCGCUCCGAGGGCAUCCUGCCCAUGGUGCCCAUGGACCACCAGUACGACCAGCGCUCGACGUUUGACGCCGAGACGUUUGCGGGCAGCGAAGACGCCUUCUCGACCUUCCACCUGCAACACGCGCCCGCCGCCCUGAAGCGCUUCUCCAGCACCUACGAGGACCCCUUCUCCGAGUCUCACAGCGUCUACGAGCAGUCGGUGCACCCCCACGACCACCAUGGCCAGCCCGAGAGCCCCAGCAUCGAGAGCAAUCACAAGCUGCUCAGCUUCUCGCUGCCCAGCGCGCCCUACGCCAUCCUCAGCUACGGCAUGCAGCGCGUGCACAUGACCAUGACCGCCCAGCUGCACGGCAUGUUCUUCCUCGCCGAGUCGCCCUGGGCAGCCGCCGGCGACGUGCAGACGUCGCCCACCGAGCUGACCUGCUACCGCCGCAACCUGUUCCAGAUCACCGGCUCCGUCACCCUGCCGCGCGCCCUGCAGCUCAUCAUGACCGACCAGGGCGACCAGAUCCCCAUCCUGGGCACCGAGCUCGCCAUCACCGCCACCGAGUCGCUCGAGGGCAACGCUGUCAAGAUCAUCUCCGUGCCCUGGAAGACGCCCGCCACCAGCAACGCCCCCGCAGAGGACAAGACGGAGAAGGAGCCGCCCACCUACCCGCUCGACCUGUCCACGGGCCAGGACAUGGACUCGGAAUACGUCAACUUCCCCAUCAGCUGGAAGCGCCUGCAGUUCCGCAUCGCCACCGCAAACAACGGCCGCCGCAAGGAGCUGCAGCAGCACUUUGUCGUGCGCCUCAAAGUCGUCGCCACACUAGCCACCGGUGCCAAGAUCCCCAUCUGCGAAGUCCACUCCGGCCCCAUCAUCGUCCGGGGCAGGAGCCCGCGCAACUUCCAGUCGCGCAAAGACAUGCCCAUCAGUGGCGGAGCUGCUGCUGCACGCAAGGCCCAUGUGUCGCAACAGCCCAGCCGGACCCCAACGGCCGACACCCACCCAAACAACCAGAGCCAUGCGCAGCCCCAGACCUCGAAGCCCAUGGACGUGCUGCAGAUGCCCUUCGACUUCAACGCAAACGACAUUCCCAUAUCUCCAGACUUCCUCGAAUGGAAAGUCCCAGGCGGAGGUGCCAUGACUGCCAUACCUCCAGACCCGCCCUCGUCGCAAAUGCCCCAUGCAACCCCCUAUGCGCACUCAACGCCAGAGAUUUCGAGGAGUGCGCCCCCGCCCCAGAGACCCUCGAUAGCUCCCGUCACACUGUCGUUGACAGAUGACGAGCCAAGGAAGGCACCGUCGCCCGGUGACCAAGGCCGCAAGCGAGCCACUCCUGUACGGCCACCAUCUUUCUCAAUUGGUGUCAUUGGCAGUCCUGACGAAAGCGCCGACCUGUUGUAUGAGUACUUUCCUCUAGGCCUCGACGACUGGAUGCCGCCUGUCGAUGCUGUGUACCGCCCACACGUAGUACACCAUACCAAUCUGCCGCAGGAUCCAAAGGCACUCGCUGUGCAGAACCGUUCAAAACGCUACUUCUCUGAUGCAUUUUGA